Trematosphaeria pertusa is the source of this 1359-nucleotide messenger RNA. RefSeq lists its product as uncharacterized. The transcript has a single exon. NCBI's taxonomy places the organism in Eukaryota, Fungi, Ascomycota, Dothideomycetes, Pleosporales, Trematosphaeriaceae. Bases 50 to 1171 code for a protein of 373 amino acids. The record is from RefSeq and is a predicted model, not a curated record.
UAACGAUCAACAACCGUCUUUGACGCUGCUAUUCAACACAUACCCGAAGAUGCCCGCCUCCAAGAAGAGGAAGGAAAAGCGGAAGGCCCAACGCGCUUUAGCACCGGCUGUCUGGGCUCGACAACCAAAUAGCCAACUGCUGCAGCUCCCUGGAGAACUGCGCGACACAAUUUACAAGUGGGUGCUUGGGUCGACGAGACUGACCUUCGGCGAACGUUCGACUUCUCGCAUCUGCCGCAAGCGGAUGAGAAGUGCGCCCACCGCCCUUGCACUCCUACGCAUUUGUCGACAGGUCUAUCGGGAGACUCGGCCUCUGUGGAUUGGUCUUGUUCUGUUCAACUUUGAGACUCCUAAAGCCUUACUUGAUACCCUCUCUCCGCUUCCAACAGCGGACUUGUCCAAAGUCCGUCACGUACGGAUGUCUGGAAUGUCGCUCAUGAUCCAGCCAAUCGACCAUGACGACGUCGUCUUUUACCGAACAGCUUCUGUUCUUCAACUGCUACCACACCUGCGCCUUGACACGCUAACCGUCCUCGCCUGUCCUUACGGCGAAGUUGCGUACGAUACGCUGAAUGGCCUAGUUGACCGGAGCAAUGGUUGGAGGGAGCUUCGAUACAUCUGCCCGAACUCCUCUAUGCUUGGCUUCAAAGCGGCCCCACAAUACGACUCCGACCCUUUUUCCGAGAAAUAUCGUCGCAAACCUCAACCUAGCGCUUGGAAUGCACAGAUAGGAGAGAGGGACGGAGGAGACUCGGGCGCCUCUGUCAUGAUCGACCGCUCAAUCUUAAUCAACACCCCAGGAUCCAUUAUCCACCCCCGUAACCGCGAGCCAUUCGUACAAGUACCAACUAAACAAGACGGGGAUCGGUAUGGUAAUGGAGAGGAGAGAGACCUAAUCGCCGGGCCGGGAUUGACAAAGGAGCUCCUCGUGGUGGUCAAGCGAGGCCACGGCGCAAAUAUUGCCGAGAAUACGAAUCCCCCAUUCGACGAAGCAACUGACAUUCGUGCAUGGUCCGGUAGUAUGAGCUGGAAGGAGAUCAAAAAGGCUACAGAGUGGAUACCAUCUGACGAGGAAGACGACGGCAUUUUGGCUUAUUCUGCUCCCCGCACACCAGAGGAAAUUGACACCUAUGAAGAUGUCGAUGAUAUCCAAUGGCCAAACAUCUCGUGAUCAUUCAAAUAUCACUCACGCACUCAACCGAAGCGCUUGGCAUGCUCGUCGAAGGGGAUAUAUGAUUCGCGUGUUUGAAGGGGAGGCUGAAGCCGGCGAAGUUUGGUGCGUCGGUAUCCAAAGCAGAACAGCGGCCUUAGACAUGACUCUAGUAACUCGGUCGAGUCCAGCCCUACAAGCAUCUAUGA